UUCUUCACAUAAUAACUAAGUUGUAAUUUUCUCUUCUUUUUCCUAUUGAACAUGGCUUCUCUUCAACAGCCCAUUUUAGCUGCAUGCCUUCUUGCUUUUCUUCGGGGUGUUUAUUCAUCAACGUUUACAAUCAGGAACGAGUGCAGCUAUCCAGUUUGGACGGGGAUUCUCUCUGGCGCUGGAACACGGGAACCGUCCACCACAGGUUGUCUUCUCCAGCCAGGGAAAUCCACAUCCCUCCGUUUAUGAGGACACACUCUACACUCUCUCUGCACCCAAGAUUCCUCCGGUAAAUUCUCUUGUCUCACUGGAGAUUGGGGCUCUUCCUCUAUGGCAUGCUCCGGUGGUGGCGUUGCUCCUCCUGCAACUCUGGCCAAAUUCACAUUAAAUGGUGCAGGAGGGCUUGAUUUUUACGAGGUCAGUCUUGUGGACUGCUAUGAUCUGCCAAUGAUGGUGGCCGGCGGGACCAGAGGGAACUGCUUGUCCACUGGAUGCACCGCCGACUUGAACGAUGAAUGUCCCGUGGAGCUUAAGAUUAUUGAUGAGAGUAAUGAACGGAUGGUGGUGGCGCGCAAGAGCGCUUGUGAUGUCGGAGACGCCCAGCACAGCUGCGGAGGGGCGUACGCGUCCCCGGACACUUGCAAGCCCAGCACUUAUGUGGAAUUCUUCAAGAACGCCUGCCCUCAAGCUUAUGUCUAUGCAUAUGGCGAUGGGACCAGCACAUUCACCUGCCGCAGCGCAGAUUACGUCGUUACUUUCUGUCCUAGUCUUCCAACCAGAUUGAAUUUGAUAGCAACUGCAGCGAAGCCUAUUCUUGAAGAGACAGCUGCCGCAAAAAAGCCCUGCAGUACUUCACCUACAACCGCUACUAGUGACGUUGUUAAUUUUCUUCCUCGUUACCCCAGGAGUCUGCUGGGUAAACCAUCAGAUGUUAAUUUCAACGCUCCACCAUCAACCCCGAAUCAGAAGAGCUGGAAUUUGGAUAAGGAAGACCCACCAAGCCCUCCUGCGCCAACUGGCAAUCCACCGGUCCAUGAAUAAGGUUCAGUGCACCAGUUUUAAUGAAUGAAGUUUGUGUAGUAUGAUAAAAACCAUGAAGAAGGUCUAGUCCACAAUGAAUGAAGUUUGUGUGAUUUGAUAAAAGGAAACAUAAAUCUAUUCUGAUCCUUAUGUCUGGCUUGGUAGUUAAGAUUAAGAUUAUUGGUUAAUGAGAAUUACCUUUUGUAAGUUAUGUUUUUGAGCUCCAUGAGAUUCCCUUUUUCCAGUCUUCCUUUUUAGGUAGUUUUAUCUUUUUCAGCUUGUUUGAUUAGAAUAAAAUAUAAAAAAAUUA
Rubroshorea leprosula is the source of this 1330-nucleotide messenger RNA. Lineage: Eukaryota; Viridiplantae; Streptophyta; Magnoliopsida; Malvales; Dipterocarpaceae. The record is from the annotation of a GenBank genome assembly.